AUGGGGAAAACAGCAUUAGAAGCGGAUUACAUUAUUGUGGGUGGCGGACUGGCUGGAUGCGCGGUCGCCUCACGCCUAAAGCAACGCAGCCCAUCCCUCGACAUUCUCAUUCUCGAGGCGGCCAGUGACCCCUCCAGCAACCCCAACACACAAUCCUUCCCGGGUCUCUUUUCGCUCCUUGGUUCUGAUCUCGACUGGACCUAUAGCACCGAGCCCCAGGCGAAUACGGGCAAUCGAGUGCACACUAUCCAUAGCGGGAAGGCCCUCGGAGGAGGAAGUGUAAUUAAUUUCGGUGGCUGGAGUCGCGGGGAUGCGACGGACUAUGAUGACUGGGCCAGAAUAGUCGGAGACCAGCGAUGGAGCUACCAUGGUUUACUUCCGUACUUUCGCAGGUCAGAGUCGUUCUUCGACUCUAAAGCUGACCCCAAGCAACACGGAUUUGAGGGUCCUAUUCAUGUUACUUCUGUUUCUGCCAGUGACCCCAAAAGACGGUAUCCUCUUCGGGAGCCAAUCAAGGACGCUUGGAAUGAGAUUGGGGUUCAAUAUAACCCCGAUGGUUGCUCUGGACGUUUGUCCGGGGUCUGUGAAUUCCUAGAGACCUGGUACGAUGGGAAGCGUCAAGCAGCACAACAAGCAUACAGCUUGGAAGGUGUGCAGCUGGUUACGGAGGCUAUUGUCCACCGAGUCGAAUUUACGGGCGGCGACCAGAGUGGACAGAAGACUGCUUCCGCGGUACUUCUGUCGGAUGGUCGGCGCUUCAAUGCACGCAAGGAGGUCAUCCUAGCAGCCGGUACUCUCCGGACACCCCAGGUCCUCAUGUUAUCAGGAAUUGGACCAGCCAAUGUACUAUCCCAGCACGCGAUUCCAACUAUCAUUGAUGCGCCAGAGGUCGGAAAGAACCUAAAUGAUCACUUUGCGCUCUACCAACUAUACAAGUUGCGCAAUCCAGAGCGUGGGCUCGCCCUGGGUAGUCCUGUCCUCUCAGAUCCCGCCUUUAUGAAGGGCUUUCCGGCAGACUGGGCUAUUAACCAGGACGUACCAGCGGAUAUUUUGGGGGCAGCAGUGCGUAAUGACAACGCGAGAUUCGGCUCCCCCGCAGACGAAUCUUUCCUGAAACCCGGUCGGCCGCUCGUCGAGACUUUAAUUGUCUAUGCUCCGGCUGGUGUACCCGGAGUUCCUAUGGAUGGCAGCUUCAUCAUGACCUCAGUCAUGUUACUCGCUUCAACAUCCCGAGGAGCCGUUAGUAUUCGGUCGUCAUCGCCUACGGACCCUCCUCUGGUCGACUCAAAUUACUUUGACACGGAAGCUGAUCGUGUUACAUUGAUCCACGGCAGUCGACGCACAAUGCAGGCUUUGCUGGACACUUCUGCCUUAGCAGAUUAUAUCGAGGCUGAAGUGCCUCCCCCUGGAAUGUCAGCUUUAUCAUCUCAGUCGUCGAACGAUGAAUUCGAGGCCCGGAUCCGGGCGACUGGUCUGGCUCACCAUCAUCCAGCAGGUACAGCCGCCAUGGGCAAGGUAGUUGGUCCAGACCUCCGUGUCUUCGGCGUCCAUAAUCUUCGUGUCGUCGAUGCAAGUAUACUGCCGCUAAGUAUCGGUGGCCACCCGCAGGCCACUCUUUAUGCAGUUGCCGAGCAGGCUGCAGACAUUAUUCUCGGGACCAACGCUCAGGCAUGA
Molecule: messenger RNA, 1674 nt
Organism: Aspergillus bombycis
Lineage: Eukaryota; Fungi; Ascomycota; Eurotiomycetes; Eurotiales; Aspergillaceae
Product: GMC family oxidoreductase
Exons: 1
Coding region: 1-1674 (557 amino acids)
Molecular function (GO): oxidoreductase activity, acting on CH-OH group of donors; flavin adenine dinucleotide binding
Source: RefSeq, a predicted model, not a curated record